AUGCCUUCCGCCUCCGCAUCAUCAAACACAGUCCCAGUCCGACUCAGGCAUCCCCGCGGGGUCACCACUAUCGAAGUUGACCCCGAGGCCCAAGGAAUAGACGACCUUAAGGUCUUGAUCUUCAGUGCAUCGGAGAUUCCUCCGAGCCAGCAAGAGAUCAAGUAUGGCUACCCUCCCAAGCCUCUUCCGGAAACGUCGGGCCGACUAUCCUCGAUCCCCCUGACACGCGGCGAGCAGCUGAUAGUCACCUCGAACCCCAACAAGCUGCGGAGUCCGUCGGCAUCCCCUGUCCGCCGCAGGCGGCCGAGUGUGAAGGAGCUCGAUGCCGAGCUGUCGGCACCGCGGAGCCCCCCGCCACGAGCUCGAGACUCCCCGUUACUGGAGAACGAGAUUCCGCUCGAGACAAAGGAUAGCGUCCAGGUCAAGGGCCACGAUGCAGGCUAUAUCCAGCUCAGGAUUGUGCCGGACGACAACUCGUGCUUGUUCUCCAGUGUCGCGGUUGUCUUUGAGGGAGGACUGGACAAAGCCCAGGAGCUGAGGAAGGGUAAGCUAGAGGCCGACCCGGAAAAGUACUCCGAUGUCAUGCUUGGCAUGCCCCGCGACGAGUACAUGAAGAAGAUCCUGGACAAGAACACCUGGGGUGGCGCAAUUGAACUCGCCAUCUUCUCGGACCACUACAAGACGGAAAUUGCAUCAUUCGACGUAGCAACCGGAAGAAGCGACAGGUUUGGCGAGGGCAGUCACGAGAACAGGUGCAUUCUCGUGUACUCGGGUAUCCACUAUGACGCUGUGACACUGAGUCCCCUCCCAGUAUCCCCUCCUGAAUUCCACACUACCGUCUACCCCGUGUCCAACCAAGCGAUUAUGGACGCGGCACAGGAGCUUGUCGCUGGUCUGAAAUCCAGGAAGUACUAUACCGACACGGCAAACUUCGAUCUGAAGUGCGGAGUUUGUGGCGUCGGCCUCAAAGGCGAGAAGGGGGCUAGGGAGCAUGCCAUGCAGACUGGACCGCGAGCCUUUGGUUCCUCGACAGAGAGUCGGAGAGGGAGGAGGUUCUUGUUCACCCCUCGAGUUUGGUUGCGGUCUUCUUGGGUUUUGUUCGAACCUCUGCAACUGACGCGGCGUGCACUCGCAGCCGCGCACCCGUGCACCUUGCGCCCUUGUGUGUGUGUGCCCGCGCUUACUGAUGCUUUCGUGUCGCACAUGGCUCCGCUGCGAGCUGCGCCCCCGUUUGAUCUGACACCUCGCGUCCCCCUUCUACACAGAGUUGUUGAUUGUCUUCCUUUUGCCCUCACCACCAUGACUACGUCGCCGGAGAACGUGAGCAGCAUCGCCGACCGCCUGGGCAGGCUGAAGCUGACCGUGGAGGCUAAUCUGAUCGAUAACGAAGACCUGAUCGGCGACGCAGGGGACCUUCCUGCGCCGACCGUCCAGCCAGUCAUCCCCGUCAACUCGAUCACCUCUGUCACUUUAGCCCAAAACACCCCUCUUCCUCGCUCGCCACCGAACGACGCCUCAGCUGCUCCACAGUCUGGCACAUCCGACUCCAACUCUUCCGACCCGUCCUUCUCUAGCAUCACCACGAGCGAGCUGAUGACGCUCGGCCAACCCGCCCAGCAAACGUCCGGGACGUCCCCGUCUGGCGACUCAGAGUCCCAGACACAGUCUUCCUUCUACCUGACCACGUCCGCGUCACCUUUCGUCCGCCGAUCCUCUCUGUCUCACCCCUCCCUCAUUUUACACCCGUCGACCUCGCAACCUGCCUCGUCGACGACACACAGCUCCCCUUCCAUGACUUCUCAGUCCACCUCUUCCCUCACACCAGCAUCCAAGCACUCCACCCCCUCCAACCUUUUACCUUUCGCAACCCCCUUUCAACCAGCCUCUCAGUCCUCGCCCAGUAGCACUUCCUCGCCUACCACCUUCCCUCUGGUGACGUUGGCGCCCACUGGCGAGCCUCAGAAGAUCAGCAUCAAAGCUCCAGCGGCGACCGUCUCGACGGCCGCCAUGUCGGACACUCCCCAGCAGCACUCUCAGCCUGCUUUGCAAGCCACGCCUCCCAAGGCUCAGGUCAGCGAGUCCUCUGCCCAGACUCCUGGUUGGGUCUGCCAAACCCCCGUCUGGGUUACCGCACCAGAGGGUGUGGGGAUGGCUACGCCCUCGCCCACUCUGAGCUCAUUCCAGGCCCCCUCGCCCGCCGACACUGCCACGUCCCCCCAGGCAGUCAUGUCGUUCAAUGUGCCUUCCCCCAUCAAGUCUGUGGGUGAUGGUUCCCCAUCACCAACUCGCACUGCGUUCAGCUUUGGCUCGUCGAUGCCUGCUGUGUUUCAGCCUGCUGCACCCGCCAUGGGGUUUAACAAGCCACCCCCCUCGAAGGCCGUGCCCAUCACCAAGCCCGCCCCUAAGGCGUCCGGCGCGCACAGCGAGUCUGUCAGCCUUCUGGGUGACAUUCCGGAGGCAGAGGAUCUGUUGACUGAGGACGACAGCAACGACCCUACCCUCGCCGAUCAGUUGGCCAAAGCGAAGGUCCUGAGCGCAGCGCCCAGCUCACAGGCCUCGAGCACGGGCCCCGCCGAUCUUCGCCCCACGCACACCCCUCUCGAUCGCAACCUCUACAGCAACUCUGAAACUAAGAUCGAGUGCAAGGAGACCCCCGUUCUGGCACCCAAGAGCAGCAAGUAUGGCAACAUCUCCUUGGCGGCUCCCAUGACCGGCUCCUCUGUGGGCCAGACUACUCUGGUCGGCGACAAGCCUCUUCAGCUCCCCUCCGAGUCUGAGGACCCCACGCGCUCGGCGUCAGCUGCCAGUCUCUCCAGCACCCCAGGCAAGGAGGUCAGCGUCAAGGCUCUCGCCGCGAUGUACGACCAGCAUGCGGGCAAGAGUGGUCGCUCCGCCGUCACUCCCGGCUUCUCCGACGACCAUGCUCAGACUGCCGAUGACGCCGAGACCGUCACCGGUAACGAGAGCGACACCAAGGACAACUCGAAUUCCGCCACACUCAAACGGUUCAGCGAGACGGGCUUCGGUACCGAACCGCUUGCCAUCGCUGCACCUGGCUUCCGUCCCCAGUCGUCGGUCUACGACGCUGACAAUGAGACUGACACGGAGGCGAGUGCACGUCACGGUAAGGACACCGACACCGAGACUGAAGCGCCCAACCCCAAGGUUCGCAAGCUGGCAAAGGACGACACUCUGUCUGCCGGCUCUGCCACGUUGGACGACAUCACCGAAAAGCCCUUCGUCCCCACUGUCACCAAGCUGGCGGCUACCCAGGCUAAGCCUGUUCCCACCAGUCUCACGCCCGCGAUCAAUGGCCUGGACGAAGGCAAAGCUGAGGUGGAGGAGCUUGAGCGCCUCUGGACGGACUUCAAGGAUGGAGUCGCUAUCUUCGGUGGUGGCAUCGACGAGGUGAUUGCUCGUCUUACUAAGGAGUUCAAGAAUGCAGUGCAGAUUGCUGCAGUGGCCCCUGCCACAUCCACCAUGGUGGCUGCGUCGGCGGGUCCAGCGGUAGACGUCAAGGCUCUCGAGAUCAAGCGUCAGGAGUUUGACGACCUCCGCCGCAAGUCCGAGGCACUGCGUGCUCGCGCUUUGAAGGCCGAAGGCGAGGCUCGCGAGGCUGCUGAGCGUGCUAGCGCUCUGGAGGUUGAGGUCGACGCUAGCAAGAAAAAGAGCGAGGCAGACAAGGAGCGCAUCGAGGAGCUGACUGGUCUGUACGACUCCUCUGAGAGUCUCUGCACUCUGCUCCGCAAGCGCAACCAGUCCGUCGGCACCGAGAGACUCACGGCUUCGUCGCUGUCUUCAUGGAAGGAGAAGGUCUUUGAUCCCGAAGAGCUUGCUCGCGGCUACGAUGGUGGCAGCAAGUGGGCGAGCAGGAUCCGCUCGGAAACCGUGCGCCUCUGUCGACUGAUGAACAACGACACCGAGGUGCCCAUCCUUAUGUACCUCUACUUCGACAUCGUAGGUUCAUUGGGUAGUACAGUAGCACUGACAUCCCAGCAAAAGACACUCACUGAGCUUCUCGAGGACGUCUCACAGUUUGAUGACUUCAUGGAGGGCUUCUCUUCUACUGAAGACCUCAUCACUGUCUCUGACGUUUCUGGCGCCGUCGGCGCAUCAGUUAAGAUUAGGGUUGACAUACAGGACAAGGGUUAUGUCAAGGAUAUCACAAGCUGGCCCAAGUCUGCCCAGGCCAAAGUCUACGCUGCUCGUUCGACGGGCGCGGACGAGGCCGACAAGGAUCCCUUCCUCCAGCUCGGCAACGACCACCUGUUCUAUGCCGACUGCUUUUUUCCGAGGACCUUCGACCAGUGGUCCAACGAGAUCCAGAAAACCAGCGGACAGCGCCAGGCUGGUGAGGGCGCUCCUCAGCAGCCACAGCCUGCUGCCACCCAGCAGCACCUUGGGCAGGGAGCGCCGCCGCCUCAGCAGCAGCUCCAGACGCAGCUUGCCCCCGAGAACACCCCCAACCCCGGCCCCCUCGACCCCAACCACACAGGAUUGACCGCCCGUCCCGGUGCAUUCGCUGGUCUGCAGCAGCCUCUCAACCCGACGACGCAGUACGGCACUCCUCCGCCCCAGGCGAGCCACACUCCGCGCGCGCCUAGCCAGAGUCCCGUGGCUCCCAUGCAGCCCCAGCAGCAGCAGCCCCCUCCUCCUCAAGCCCAGGCUGGCGCUGCCUGGGGUCAGAACCGUAGUGCCACGUACAGCUACCAAGCGCCACCUCAAGGCCCGCCCCAGGGCCCUCCCCAGGUUCAACAGCAGGCACCACAUGCCGGGGACUGGGGCCAGCGCAGUUCUGUGGGUGAUGGUUCCCCAUCACCAACUCGCACUGCGUUCAGCUUUGGCUCGUCGAUGCCUGCUGUGUUUCAGCCUGCUGCACCCGCCAUGGGGUUUAACAAGCCACCCCCCUCGAAGGCCGUGCCCAUCACCAAGCCCGCCCCUAAGGCGUCCGGCGCGCACAGCGAGUCUGUCAGCCUUCUGGGUGACAUUCCGGAGGCAGAGGAUCUGUUGACUGAGGACGACAGCAACGACCCUACCCUCGCCGAUCAGUUGGCCAAAGCGAAGGUCCUGAUGUUCCAGGCUCAGCCUCAGCCGCAGCAGCAACCCCAGCAGCCUCAGCAGACUCCUCCGCAGCAGCCCGCUCAGUCUCAGCAGCCUCCCUGGAACCAGUACGGCGCCGCCCCUCCUGCUCAGCCUCAACAGCCUCAGAAGCAGCCUUCCCCCGUUGUUGAGCAGCGUCAGCCUCAAGCUCGUCGCUACAACGAGGUGGUGAUCUCCCACGCCCGCGGAUACGCUGGCUCGAUCGGCGGGAGCCCUCCGUCCACCGACGAGGACAACCCUCUGCUGAAGGACGUGCCUCAGACGUCUCGCACCUUCGUCUCGCGUCCUCCCCAGUUCGCCCGCGCCGAGGACCCCAUCCAGCGCCCUGGUAGCUCCAACUCGCUGAUCUCCAUGGUCAGUUCUGCUGUGCACGGUCGUGGGAUGGGCCCUCCGCCCACUUUUCGUGUCCGUGAUGUCUCUCAGUCACACACUCAGCCUCACUCUCAGCCUCCCCAGGCUCCUCAUGCACCCCAGCCCGCCCCCGUUCAGGCCCCUCCUCCCUGGGCCCAGCACGGUGGUGUUGCUCACAAGGUCGACAACAAUAACUCUGACUGGCGCUUGUAA
Messenger RNA from Trichosporon asahii var. asahii CBS 2479, 5664 nucleotides. RefSeq lists its product as uncharacterized. NCBI's taxonomy places the organism in Eukaryota, Fungi, Basidiomycota, Tremellomycetes, Trichosporonales, Trichosporonaceae. The transcript has 16 exons. Gene Ontology annotation, molecular function: cysteine-type deubiquitinase activity. Gene Ontology annotation, cellular component: cytosol; nucleus. The record is from RefSeq and is a predicted model, not a curated record. Gene Ontology annotation, biological process: endoplasmic reticulum unfolded protein response; protein deubiquitination. The coding region runs from base 1 to 5664 and encodes 1887 amino acids.